GAUGAUGAUGAUGAUGAGUCGGAUGAUGAUGACGAUGAUGAUGAUGAUGAUGAUGAUGUUGAUGACGAUGAUGAUGAUGAUUCGCAUGAUGAUUCGGAUGAUGAUGAUGAUGAUGAUGAUGAUGAUGAUGAUGAUGAUGAUGAUGGUUGGUGAUGAUGACGAUGAUGAUGAUGAUGAUGAUGAUGAUGAUGAUGAUGAUGAUGAUGAUGAAUGA
Molecule: messenger RNA, 214 nt
Organism: Echinostoma caproni
Lineage: Eukaryota; Metazoa; Platyhelminthes; Trematoda; Plagiorchiida; Echinostomatidae
Source: the annotation of a GenBank genome assembly